UGUAUAUUUGUCAUCCCAAACUCCCCCUAUCAGAUACACUUGUGAACACCAGAGUCCACACUAAACAGACACACACUCUCUCUCGUACGCAUCCAUACACAGGGAUGAUCUCACAGGCUUUCACUGAUUUAGCCAAACACAAUUAGUCCUCUCUCUCUAUCUUCCCCCCUCUCUGUAAACACACCAAGCCCAACGCCCCAACCCCAACCCCCUCUUCUAUUCACCAUUUCCCAACCAACCCGUCCAACCACUUCCUCUCAUGCAUUCAUGAUUUGGGUCUCCGGAGCCCAUUCAUCUCUGGGGGCGGCGCCGGCGGGUAAAAGAUUCAAUCUUGCUUCCAAUUCAGACAAGUUCAGCUCAAAUUGCAGUAAUGGGUUGCUUGGUUUCUCAGCUGGCGUCGAAGUUCGCCUUCUUUCCGCCCUCUCCGGCGACCUACCAGGUCAAGAAGCGCGGAGAUGGGCACCUCGUCGCCGUCUCCACCGCGUCUUCCAUACCCAUCGCCGGCGACGCCGACGACCCCUCUAUUGAUGUCCUCCGGCUCCAAACGAAAAGAGGAAACAAGAUUGUAGCUUUUUACCUCAAGAACCCGUACGCUAGGCUCACUCUGUUGUACUCUCACGGCAAUGCGGCUGAUCUCGGCCAGCUUUAUGACUUGUUUCUUCAGCUUAAAGCUAACCUCAGAGUCAACCUCAUGGGGUAUGUUUUCCCUUGGCCAUCUUUCUUGAGCUCGGAUAGAAACAAAAGGGAAAAAAUCAAAUCUUUUUCCUUUUUUAUUCCUUACUGGGCCAGUGUAUGUUUAUUAGCUGUAUUUAGAAAUGGUCUUUGCGCAGCUAUUCAUCUUUUCCCUUGUUUAAUUGUUUGGAGUAAAUUUAUUUACUCCCUAUUAAUUUGGUGAAGUGUUUGCUUGGAUAUGAUAUGACUAUUCUGGCUAUGGAGCUUCCUCAGGGAAGCCAACUGAGUUUGAUACAUAUGCUGAUAUUGAGGCAGUAUAUGAGUGUCUUGAAACUCAGUAUGGAGUUAGCCAGGAAGAUUUGAUUUUGUACGGACAGUCCGUUGGAAGCGGGCCCACAUUGCACUUGGCUGCUCGAUUGCCGAGGUUGAGAGGUGUUGUUCUGCAUAGUGGCAUUCUCUCUGGUCUUCGUGUGCUUUGUCAUGUGAAGUUCACAUUUUGUUUUGACAUUUAUAAGAAUGUAAACAAGAUUCAAAAGGUCAAAUCUCCGGUGCUUGUAAUACAUGGAACAGAAGAUGAGGUUGUGAACUGGCUGCAUGGGGACAUUCUAUGGAAAAUGGCAAGGGACCCGUACGAGCCGUUGUGGAUAAAAGGCGGAGGGCAUUGCAACUUAGAGCUUUACCCUGACUACAUUAGACACCUUUGCCACUUUGUCCAAGCAAUGGAGAACAUGGACACAAAGGCUCAACUCCAAAAGAUUCGGCCCACACUCCUCCCUCCGCCGAAGAAGAGAUCAAACACUCUCCCUCCUUGCUGCUGCUUUGAACGGCGCAAGCCCAAAUGCCUGAAAUGCUCUUGUUGGCCCACAUGUGGGGAAUGCCACCAGAAAUGCUCUUGCUGGCCUAAGUCGAUGGAAUGCGCAAAAGGUUCUUGUUGCCCGAAAUUAUCAAAAUGCUCUUGUUGGCCCAUAUGCGUCGCAAAAGGCUCGUGCUUCCCGGAAUCAUCAAAAUGCUCUUGUGGGUCCAAAUGCAUGGACCACACAAAAUGCUCUUGCUGCCCGAGAUGGAAACCGAAUUGCCCGAAGAGCGAGUGUUUCGAACCGGGAUGCAUGAGAUGCUGGUGUUGGUGCUCACAAUUCUCGUGCAGGCGCCCGAAAUGUUGGUGUUGGUGAUAGGGGAUGGAGGAGGGUCUUAUAGAGACUUACAAAGUUGUAUAGCAGAGUGUAGCCAGUAUCCCUUUAAUGUAUGCAAUAAUCUUAGAUUCUUAGCCCUCAGAUGAAAUUAUUGUUAGGUAAUUCCCUUAGGCGACUGCCUUCCAGCUUCUUCAUAUAUAUAAUGAUAAAAUAUAAUUGUGAUUUAGAUCAUCUAAACACUUGACAAAGUACUUGACUUUGUAGUCGCGUCUGUAAUUAAACUAAUUGUGAGUUCAUUGGUUG
Molecule: messenger RNA, 2105 nt
Organism: Cuscuta europaea
Lineage: Eukaryota; Viridiplantae; Streptophyta; Magnoliopsida; Solanales; Convolvulaceae
Source: the annotation of a GenBank genome assembly